GUCAUGGCUGGCAUUCUGGAGGCAGGUCUCAGCUCGAGGUGCAGCAGCCCCGUGGACCUCGAGGGAGCCUCCGAUGCUUCACAGGAGCCCAUGAACCCUCUGCUGAUCGAGGAGCUUCAGGCCGUCGCGCAGGCGGAUGAUCAGGGCGAUGCUCUUCCGUGUCACCUGACCGAGGCACCCUCCAGUCAGGCUGCCGUGGACCCCUUCCUGAUGGAGCAGCUUCAAGCAGCCGCGCAGGCGGAUGAUCAGGGCGAUGCUCUUCCGUGUCACCUGACCGAGGCACCCUCCAGUCAGGAUGCCAUGGACCCCCUGCUGAUGGAGCAGCUUCUAGCAGCUGCGCAGGACGAGUCUCUUCCCAGUCGCUUGACUGAGACGCCGUCCAAUCUGGCAGGGCAAGUCUCAGAGCAAGCUCAUUGCGAGACAGACCAGGAGUGCAGUGCGGCCAUGGCCAGCAUCUUGGAGACAGGUCUCAGCUCGAGGUGGAGCAGCCCUGAGAACAUGGACUUCGAGGGUGGCUCCGAUGCCUCCGAGGAGGCCGGCGGCCAGGUGGUGGGCUCCGUGGUCGCUUCCCAACUGCAGGAGGUGGUGCAAGCCUACGAGAGGGACGGAGGCGCGCCUGGGAUUGGAGGAGCUGCGUGGGACUCCGGAAUCGAUGAGGACGUUGCGGGUCCCUCCAUCGAGGAUCUCGGCAAGGCGAACUCGUCCAUUGCCGAUAUCAAUCAGGAAGUCGAGAACAUGGUGCCCCCGGUGCCCCCUGAUGCGUCGCAAUAG
Symbiodinium sp. CCMP2456 is the source of this 771-nucleotide messenger RNA. The record is from the annotation of a GenBank genome assembly. NCBI's taxonomy places the organism in Eukaryota, Dinophyceae, Suessiales, Symbiodiniaceae.